CUCCCAACUAGAACAAUGCUGAGGGAACGGGGAGGGGAGAGGACCGGUGUGGAGGCAAAAGUCUGAAAACAGGUGAAUGACGGAGGAGCCGUGGAAGGGAGAGGAGCCAGCAUCACGGCUGUAGGAGAGCCCAGCGGAGGAGGAGGAGGAGGCGGUGGCGGCGGUGGCAAGAAGAGAGCCUUUGGCUCUGUGGCAGCAGACCCUGGCUGUGCGGCGGCUGAGCCAUGGCUACAAAUUUCAACGACAUCGUCAAACAGGGAUAUGUGAAAAUGAAGAGCAGGAAACUGGGGAUUUACCGUCGUUGCUGGCUGGUGUUUCGGAAAUCUUCCAGCAAAGGCCCCCAGCGGCUGGAGAAGUAUCCGGAUGAGAAGUCCGUGUGUUUACGUGGCUGCCCAAAGGUCACUGAGAUCAGCAAUGUGAAAUGCAUCACGAGGCUACCCAAGGAAACCAAGCGGCAGGCUGUGGCUAUCGUUUUUACUGAUGACUCGGCUCGGACAUUCACCUGUGAAUCCGAGCUGGAGGCCGAGGAAUGGUACAAGACCCUGUCCAUCGAGUGCCUGGGGGCCCGGCUGAACGACAUCAGCCUUGGAGAGCCAGAUCUGUUGGCGCCUGGAGUACAGUGCGAACAGACAGACCGGUUUAAUGUCUUCCUCCUGCCGUGCCCAAAUCUGGACAUCUACGGCGAAUGCAAGCUUCAGAUCACCCAUGAAAACAUUUACCUCUGGGAUAUGCACAAUCCUCGCGUCAAGCUCGUCUCCUGGCCCUUGUGUUCGCUGCGCCGCUACGGACGAGAUGCUACGCGGUUUACCUUCGAGGCUGGACGGAUGUGCGACGCAGGGGAAGGGCUCUACACCUUCCAGACCCAGGAGGGGGAGCAGAUCUACCAGCGGGUCCACAGUGCCACUUUGGCCAUUGCUGAACAGCACAAGCGGGUUCUGCUGGAGAUGGAGAAGAAUGUGCGGCUGUUGAACAAGGGCACAGAACACUACUCCUACCCAUGUACACCUACGACCAUGUUACCACGUAGUGCCUACUGGCACCACAUCACCGGCUCUCAGAACAUUGCGGAAUCCUCCAACUACGGAGAAACCGGUUCUGCUGUCUGGUCCACAGGCAACGCCUACUCGGGGCCCCAGGCCAGCUCAGAGACCGACCUCCUGAACCGAUUCAUCUUACUGAAGCCAAACGUCCCCAAAAGCAGCAAGAACGAGAGCAAAGAAGCCAAUUCCGCUUCACACUGACGUGGCCCUGGAUGGGAGAGGUCAGGAUGUUGGCUCCGUCAGAAAGGGGAGUGGGCUCCACACCCGAAGACUUUUUAAAAGAAAAUUCCAGUGCCUGCUCCCCUCCUUUUAUGAGGGGGCUGUGGUUUGAGGACAGCUGCUUUUUUUUGCUGCAGGAGAAGGGGGCAGAAUGGGCACAGAAGUAGUUCUGUGGAGAACGUUCCGUAUUCAGGAGUUGGGCCUGAAAUGUCUGCCCGGCAGGUCAAAUGUUGCUAGGCCCAGCGUGAGGGUGAGAACAUGGA
Messenger RNA from Gekko japonicus, 1522 nucleotides. It is a transcript of the gene DOK4, whose product is annotated as docking protein 4. The record is from RefSeq and is a predicted model, not a curated record. The transcript has 8 exons. The coding region runs from base 225 to 1241 and encodes 338 amino acids. Gene Ontology annotation, cellular component: cytoplasm. Lineage: Eukaryota; Metazoa; Chordata; Lepidosauria; Squamata; Gekkonidae. Gene Ontology annotation, biological process: positive regulation of MAPK cascade; cell surface receptor protein tyrosine kinase signaling pathway.